Molecule: messenger RNA, 2895 nt
Organism: Lacerta agilis (Sand lizard)
Lineage: Eukaryota; Metazoa; Chordata; Lepidosauria; Squamata; Lacertidae
Gene: SNX18
Product: sorting nexin 18
Exons: 2
Coding region: 80-2017 (645 amino acids)
Biological process (GO): cleavage furrow formation; endocytosis; mitotic cell cycle
Cellular component (GO): plasma membrane; cytoplasmic vesicle
Molecular function (GO): phosphatidylinositol binding; protein binding
Source: RefSeq, a predicted model, not a curated record
UUUGGUUGGCGGCGCUGUGGGGCGGCCCGCCUGCGUCCCCCAUCCCCGGCUGGGCUGCGGCGGCGGCGGCGGCGGGACCAUGGCGCUGCUGCGGGCCCGCGCGCUGUACGACUUCAAGUCGGAGAACCCGGGCGAGAUCUCCCUGCGGGAGCACGAGGUGCUGAGCCUGUGCAGCGACCAGGAGAUCGAGGGCUGGUUCGAGGGGGUCAACAGCCGCGGAGACCGGGGCCUCUUCCCGGCCUCCUACGUUCAGGUCAUCCGAGCGCCUGUGGCCGAGCCGCCCGCGCCUCUGCCUGUGCCGGCGCCGGCACGCUACGCCAAUGUCCCCGGCGGAGGCUUCGAGCCCCUGGCGGCGGUGGUGGCGGCGGCGACGUCGCCCGCCACAGCCUUCAGCAACCCUCCGCCGGCCCAGCAGCACCACCAUCACCACCAGCAGCAGCAACACCAGCAGCUCCCUCCGCCGGCAGAGCUCUUCCAGGUGCUGCCUCCUCCACUGGCCACGUCGGGCUUCUCUUCCUUCCAAGCGGUGCCUUCCUCCUACGGAGGGUCCUCCUAUCAGACCAGCCAAGGCAGCGACGACGACUGGGACGAUGACUGGGACGACAGCUCGACGGUGGCGGAUGAGCCGGGCGUCCUGGGCAGCUCAUACCCGGACUAUGAAAACGCAGGGAUGGGGGUUGGAGGCCCCGGUGGCUCCUCUGGCAGGUACCGCCUCUCCACCCGCUCCGACCUGUCCCUGAGCUCCCGGGGCAGCCAGCCCGGUGCUCACCUGCACCACCCAGCCGGCAGCGGUGCCAAGAGUUCUGCCACGGUGAGCCGCAACUUGAACCGCUUCUCCACUUUUGUGAAAUCCGGCGGCGAGGCUUUCGUGCUCGGAGAGGCGUCGGGUUUCGUGAAGGAUGGCGACAAGCUGUGUGUGGUGCUGGGCGCCUACGGGCCUGAGUGGCAGGAGAACCCUUACCCUUUCCAGUGCUCCAUCGAAGACCCCACCAAGCAGACCAAAUUCAAGGGCAUGAAGAGCUACAUUGCCUACAAGCUGGUGCCGAGCCACACUGGGCAGCAGGUGCACCGGCGCUACAAGCACUUUGACUGGCUCUAUGGGCGCCUGGUGGAGAAGUUUCCGGUCAUCUCAGUGCCGCAUCUGCCAGAGAAGCAGGCCACGGGGCGCUUUGAGGAGGACUUCAUCUCCAAACGCCGCAAAGGCCUGGCCUGGUGGAUGGACCAUAUGUGUAGCCACCCGGUGCUUGCACAGUGUGAUGCCUUCCAGCAUUUCCUCACCUGCCCAAGCACCGAUGAGAAGGCCUGGAAGCAGGGCAAGCGGAAGGCUGAGAAAGACGAGAUGGUGGGCGCUAACUUCUUCCUCACAAUUAGCGUGCCUGCUGGUGGUCCUGCUGCUCUGGACCUGCAGGAGGUGGAAAGUAAAGUUGAUGGCUUCAAGAGCUUCACCAAGAAGAUGGAUGACAGCACCAUUCAGCUGAACCAGACAGUCAAUGAGUUUGCUCGCAAGCAGGUUACUGGCUUCAAGAAGGAGUACCAGAAAGUGGGGCAUUCCUUCAAGGGCCUCAGCCAAGCCUUUGAGAUGGACCAGCAGGCUUUUUCAGUUGGCCUCAAUCAAGCCAUUGCCUUCACUGGGGAAGCUUAUGAUGCUAUUGGUGAACUCUUUGCAGAGCAACCCAGACAGGACCUGGAUCCAGUGAUGGAUUUGUUAGCUCUGUAUCAGGGACAUCUGGCCAAUUUCCCAGACAUAAUCCAUGUCCAGAAAGGAGCCCUUACCAAAGUGAAGGAAAGUAAGCGGCAUGUAGAAGAAGGGAAGAUGGAGGUUCAGAAAGCUGAUGGCAUUCAGGAUCGUUGUAACAUUAUUUCUUUUGCCACCCUGGCAGAAAUCCACCAUUUUCACAAAAUUCGAGUGAGAGACUUCAAAUCACAAAUGCAGCAUUUCUUACAACAGCAAAUACUUUUUUUCCAAAAAGUGACGCAGAAGUUAGAAGAAGCUCUUCACAAGUAUGACAGUGUUUAAUACGCUUAAUUCCUGUACUUUGAAUAAUGGGUAUUUCUAAGCUUGUGGAUGGAAUGAACAACGGAUACAAACUCCACUCUCAAGUACCUCUUGGCACCUUUUGGGAUGGUGUACAAGGAUGAUUUUGUAAUCUGUUCUGGAGUCCAACUGAACCUAAAAUUGCCUAAGGAGGACAUAAUUAUGCCUAUAUAGUGGAGACUGUACUACACAUUGUAACUAAGUUAUACUCCAAAUGCCUACACUACCAUUGUAAUGUUUUUGAAAUAAUGAUUAUACUAUUUGCCUUACUGCUUUUUUGAAAUACAAUAUUUUAGUGCAUAAUAUGCUGUAGACCUCAAAACCUUUUGGGUCUUUAAGGAAGUUGGUUAGAUAAAAGCCUGCUUCAGAUGCCUUUUUAAAAUUCUCUUCGGUAUGAAUUUUUUAAUUCAGCCAAUUCUCUGUUUACAAAAUUCCUGUUAGAGCAGCUAUGCGAUUUUGUGCCUUUAGAAUUACAGUUUUUCAUUAUUAUUAUUUUCUAGUAAACCACAUUUUUAUGACUGAUUGAAUGAAGGGUUGGUACCUCUGAUAGGGCCUGAUUUCAAACCUCACAGUGACUGAAAAAUAACUUGCCAUGUAACUUGCACACCUAGGUAUUAUGAUAAAUUUUGGCUGGAAAAAAACCCAGGAUCUAAAAUCAUUUUAGACUUUGUGCUGAUUAAAAAUACUAUUUAUUAUUUGUACCAGAAUCUUAAAUCUACGAGCAAGAAAUCAGCACUGCUGUAUUUCCUUUCUUAACAUGACAACAUAAAAUGUUUCACUGUAACAUGUCUUCGAAUAGAAACUUUGGACCAUUUAUCUAAUAAAAGAAUACUGAAGUAUAUCAGUGGGAUAAGAGUAGA